GCCUCCUCCUUCCGGCUCUCCCCUCUUCUCCUCUGGACGGCGCCCUUCCUGGAGCUUUCCGGUCAUCGUGGCUUGGGGGUUCCUGAGUGAAAUGUAUGUUAAGUGUCAACUGAUACAUCUUGAGUAGACAUCCUAGCUGCUUAUGGUCAGAAAGUUAAGAAAUCAUGAGUAAAAUACCUCAAAUCCAUAUUUUCUUUGGAGCACCAAUUAUUCCAUCAAAUACAGCAGUAUCACAAGAACAAACUUGUUCAGCAACCAAUGCUGAUCCUUGGAAAAUAACUCAGCUUUUAUAUGAUCACUGUUCUUUAAAUGUUAGUGCUGAAGCAUGCAGGUGUGGUCAUCUUGAAUGCCACCAUGCAAGUCAUCCAGUUCCUGUUAAAGAACAUGUCAUAGUGAACUCUGAUAAAACUAGAUCUUGGCGUGAUGAUGACUAUUUAACAUGUGUUCCUGAAACGCAGUGUAUAAAAUCCCAGAAUAGUGAUCCUUCAAUGACAAUUGAUAUGGCCUACUAUAAUCAGCAAAUGCCUGGAUUUGAAAGCAGAGUUCAACAGCAUUUAAAUGAAAGAAAAUGUCAUUAUCCUGUGAAUGAAAAUGAUAAAAUCACAGACCAGCAAAAGAAAUUUGAAUCAAAUUCCUGUUUCUACAGUCUCUUAAGAAAAAAUUCCCAACCAAUAAAUCAGGAUUAUUCUGAUAUCUGGGAUUUGGUCUGCAGUACUAACCAGAUUAAUAUAGAACCAGAAAUUGCAGAAAAUGAUCAUAUGCCAUCAAAAAAUCAUGAGACAGUAAACCAUUAUCCAGGAUUCUUUUCUCCCCAAACAACAGAUGAGCCAAAGUCUAAGGGAGUAAUAAGGAAGACCUCAAGCUUCAGUACAUCAGCAGACAUUGAAUUUCUUAGUAUUAUGACAUCAAGCAAGAUAGCCUUUCUAGCCCAAAGCCUGGAUAAAGAACAAAGUUUUCCAAAUAAAGGAAAUACAAGCAUGAAACCAGAACAAAAGGAAAGUUGUAGGGAAAUGAGACUAGGAAAUUUCAGUAAUUUUGUGGAUGAACCAAAUCAAGCAAGUUCCCUUGAACUUUUUAGUCCUAAUUGUCCUGAGCCAACAAGCAACCUCACUCCCUUAAACUGUAACAAAGGAACCAAAGAAAAUAUAGGAUCACAAGAACUUUUCAAAACUCCUAAUGAACAACAGCCUACAGAGGAUUUUUGUAUUGAGUCAUUUAGCACAAGAAAAAUGUGUUCCCAACAAAAUGCUUUCUGUAAAGUUUCUAUUAAAAGAAAUCGAACAUCUGAAGAUAAAUCAGGUCCUUCGAGCACUGUAUCAGAAUCCCUCCAGGGACCCAAGAGGAUUAAGUCAGUUUGUUCUCCAGAUGCCCAUCAAAUCUCUUCCAAAGUUUCUCCUGAAAGAAAUGUAUCUAGGUUUGGCAAGUUCUUAAAAAAAACAUCUCUGCUUAAAAACUGUAUUUGCAAAAGCCAGAGAUAUAAUUGUUUGGUUAUGGCCUUACAUCCAUGUCAUGUGAAGGAAGUACACGUAAAAACAGGACCAAAUUCUGGCUGUCAAGUUCCUUUGGCAACUAUUACAGUAACUGACCAAUCAGAAAUUAAGAAGAAGGUUGUGCUAUGGCGUGAUACUGCCUUUGGUGUGCUAACAGUAUUUCCUGGAGACAUAAUUUUACUAACAGAUGUCACUAUACACAAUGACCAGUGGUAUAAGGAAACAGUACUGCAGUCUACAUUUACGAGUCAGUUAUUGAAUCUGGGGAGUUGCUCAUCUGUCCAGCCUAAAGAAUAUUCCUGUAUAGUCAGUGUUACAGUUCUGCAAGAUUUAUUGCGGUAUAUCUCUUCAAAGCAUUCCUACAUCGUAGAUCUUCCUUUCAGACAUCCUCAGAAAUUGGAAAGUAUACAGUAUGUAGAAUUGGACCAGCUUCAGCCAAACACAUUAAUCCAUUCAAUACUAAAAGUUGUCAGUGUCACAAUAAUAACAGAGGCAGUAUAUGGUUACAGAGGACAGAAGCAAAGAAAAAUUAUUUUAACAGUAGAACAGGUCCACGACCAACAUUUUAUACUUGUAUUAUGGGGUCCUGGAGCAGCCUGGUACUCAGAGGUUCAAAGGAAAAGGGAGUACCAACUCAAAAAUCCCUUAUUGUGGUUCAUCUUUUCCCCUUGCAAGAUUAUACUCAACCUUGCAGAUCAUCUUUGGGAGUUUAAGUAUCUCCUCACUCAACAUAAUUCCACAUUAGGAAAUCUAGAAUUGCAUACGACCCCUUGGUCCUCCUGUGAGUGCCUCUUUGAGGAUGACAUGAGGGCAGUUGAAUUUAAAGCAAAGUUCCAAAAAAGGGAAAGUCCCCUUGUGAAGAUCUCACAUUUAUCUGCCCUUCUGGAAGAGAAGCGCUCGGGAGUGGUUCAAGUAAAAGCCCAGAUAUUAGCAUUAGUGUUUCCUGUUGCUGCCCAUGCAAGCCGACAGCUUGUCCUGGAUGCUAACUCUUCUCUGGAGGAUAUUCUGAUGUGUCUCCCCACCAUUGUGUAUUCCGGUUGUGGAAAAUGUGGACUGGAAUUAGAAACAGAUGAGAACCAGAUCUACAAGCAGUGUAUCAGCUGUUUGCCAUUUACUAUGGUGAAAUUGUACUACAGGUCAGCUCUAAUGACUGUGUCUGAUGACAGGAACAAGGUUCGCAUUCAUGUAGGAUCAGAGAUGAUACAAAAGAUUCUUCUCAAUAUUCCACCUGAUUGGUUAAGCAGAGUUGUAGUCCCGUUCUCAGGGAUCACAUAUGGGAUGGUUGCAGCGGACCUAUGCCACUCACUGCUAGCAAGCAGAGAAAGAGCCUACACACUGAAAAUUCAGAGCCUUUUUAUUCUAGAUGAAAACAGCUACCCUUUGCAACAAGACUUCUAUCUGCUAGAUUUUCAUACCGACUUUGAAGCAUGAUUCUCUAUAACCAUUUAAGCAAUCAGAAGAACAAACUGCUGGUAAUUGGAGGAGAAAUACAAUGAAAUGAUUUUUUUAAAUGAAAUGAAGAAUAAGACUUUUUACCUUGGGUUUAUGUCCAAAAAAACUCCCAAAAAAUGUAGCAAAAAGAAUUGUGCAUAUUUACAGGCUCCAGAAAUAUUAACUUGAGCAUAUUCUUUUUAUUUUUAA
Vombatus ursinus (common wombat) is the source of this 3131-nucleotide messenger RNA. RefSeq names its product shieldin complex subunit 2 (gene SHLD2). Gene Ontology annotation, cellular component: nucleus; site of double-strand break. NCBI's taxonomy places the organism in Eukaryota, Metazoa, Chordata, Mammalia, Diprotodontia, Vombatidae. The coding region runs from base 165 to 2921 and encodes 918 amino acids. The transcript has 11 exons. The record is from RefSeq and is a predicted model, not a curated record. Gene Ontology annotation, biological process: regulation of double-strand break repair via homologous recombination.